UUCACAGAGAAACACACACUCACUUUCUCUCUCUUAUUUCCUCACUCUCCCUAUAUAUAUAACUCAAUUCUCAGUGCUCAACACUCCACACAAACCCAACGGCAAAGAGCUUACAGCACACACCCAUUUCUCUCUUUCAUAACCAUGUCUUCUUCUGAUCAUAGCCCCUUGAUCCCUGAAAAAAUGAAACGUUUAUGUUUCGGUGAGGAACAACCCAGAAACACUGAACCUUCAGCUGCUGCAGCUGGAAAGAGAGGGAGAAAGCCUGGUACUUCCAGAACUCCCAAGAACAAGGUUCCACAGAGAGGCAUGGGUGUGGAACGGUUGGAGCAAAUGAGGGUUCAAGAGUCCUUGCAGCAGGCAGCUGCAGCUGGAUUGGUGGUGCUGCCGCCGUCUCAGCCGCAGACGCCGCCAACGCUCGUCCACCACCACCACCAUCACAACUCUCCAUUGGGUUAUGGUGCACCCUCACCACCACCCCAUGUUGCCUAUGGUGCCUAUGGUUUGGAUCACUACCCCAAACCAAUGAUCCAUGCUGGCCACAGCAGCAUCAGCACUUUUGGGGUGGUGAGUCAUCAUCAUCAGGGUCCUAAUUUCACUACUGAGGGUGUUGCUGUGGCUGCAACUUCUCCUGGGUGGUCUGUGCCUAAUCAUCAUCAGCAUCAGCUCAACAGGGUGGUGGGGCCCUUUGGAUCUGGAACUCCAUUUGGGGUUGGAAGCCCUAUGGAGACCUCCAAGGAGCUCUCUUCAAUACCAAAUCUUCUUCCUGCUGCAAGAUCUGAACCCCUUGCUUUUGGCCCGGAUAAUGUUUUCUAUGCGGACACUGCAAGAGGAUCAAUUGUAUGGAGAGGAAGGCCUGAUUCCGAGCCAUGGAUUAGAGUCGCGGAGGACGGAGGUUAUUACCGUGAAGAGCCUGCGGAAUUAAUUGCUGUACACCAGAACGGAAGCUCUGAAGUUAUGAUGGAAUAUGAGUUUCUCCCAGGAAAAUAUGGCAGGGACACUAGUCGCAAGGAGCUGCAAUUUGCAACAAUAGGUUCAGGUUCAGCAGGAGGUGAAGCUGGUUCUUCUUCCAUCAUCACUACUGUUGCAGCAGACUAUGGAGAUACUGCUUCUAAUGCUCUUGAUUUGUCUCUUAAGCUUUAUCACUAGAUAGAAGAGGGCUGUUCAAAAAAAAAAAACUAGAUAGAAGAGGGGUCCCUUUCUGUUUUAUUGUUUUCUUAAGUUCAAGUUCAAGCGCACCUUUAUUUUCUGCCUAUUUCCUUUUGUUGUUAGACUAAUACAUAGCUGAACAAUUCUAUGUAUGCCCUCCUUUGGAACAUUAAAUUCCCCUCUCAGAUCCUUCAGAAGAUUAUGUCAUUUAAUGUUUGAUCUAUCCAAUUUGUUUCAAUUCUCUUAA
Messenger RNA from Lotus japonicus, 1396 nucleotides. RefSeq lists its product as uncharacterized. The record is from RefSeq and is a predicted model, not a curated record. Lineage: Eukaryota; Viridiplantae; Streptophyta; Magnoliopsida; Fabales; Fabaceae. The coding region runs from base 145 to 1149 and encodes 334 amino acids. Gene Ontology annotation, molecular function: DNA-binding transcription factor activity. The transcript is spliced from 3 exons.